AUGGCCGGGCAGGACCCCCACCCCCAGGACUCCGAGGAGAGCGUCUUCUCCCGCGAGAGCGACCACUGCCUGUACUUCAGCUACAGCGGCCCCCCGAACACCCUGGAGGUCCGCAACCUCAGCUACCAGGUGGACCCCGCCUCGCAAGCACCCUGGUUCGAGCAACUGGCUCAGUUCAAGCUGCCCUGGCGACGCAGCAGGGGGCCCGGGAGCCCCGGCCUGGAGGACCUGAGCUUCAGGGCGCGCAGUGGACAGAUGCUGGCCGUCAUCGGGGACACAGACUGCGGCCGCGCCUCCCUGCUGGACCUCAUCACGGGGCGUGCGCCCGGCGCCCGGGCUCAGGCGGGCCAGGUGUGGAUCAACGGGCGCCCCAGCACGCCCCAGCGGGUGCGGAGGAACGUGGCCCACGUGCGGCAGCAUGACCAGCUGCUCCCCCACCUCACCGUCCGCGAGACCCUGGCCUUCGUGGCCCAGCUGCGCCUGCCCAGGAGCUUCUCCCAGGCCCAGCGCGACGAGAGGGUGGACGCGGUGAUCGCGGAGCUGCGGCUGCGGCAGUGCGCGGACACGCGCGUGGGCAACGCCUACGUCCGCGGGGUGUCGGGGGGCGAGCGGCGCAGGGUCAGCAUCGGCGUCCAGCUGCUGUGGAACCCAGGCAUCCUGGUCCUGGACGAGCCCACGUCGGGGCUGGACAGCUUCACGGCCCACAACCUGGUGUGCACGCUGGCGCGGCUGGCGCGGGGCAACCGGCUGGUGCUCACGGCCCUGCACCAGCCCCGCUCCGACAUCUUCCACCUCUUCGACCUGGUGCUGCUGCUGGCCGGCGGGGCCCCUGUCUACCUGGGCGCCGCCCAGCACAUGGUCAGCUACUUCACGGCCGCCGGCCAGCCCUGCCCCCGCUACUGCAACCCCGCAGACUUCUACGUGGACCUGACGGCCAUUGACCGGAGGAGCCCAGAGCAGGAGGUGGCCAGCAGGGAACGGGCACGGGCACUGGCAGCUCAGUUCCGGGACAGCGUGCGUGACUCUGAGGACUCGCUGUGGGCCCCGAGCACAGCCCCACGCGCCAACAGCCCGGCCCCUGCAGCGGACUCCAGCCCGAGAGCCACACCCCCGGCGCUGCCCGGCUGGGCACAGCAGUUCAGCGUGUUGAUCCGCCGCCAGAUCGCCAAUGACUUCCGUGACCUGCCGGGUCUCCUGGUGCUGGGGGCUGAGGCCUCGCUCAUGGCCCUGGUCAUCGGCUUCCUGUACUACGGCCACGGGCCGCGCCCGCUCUCCUUCCCGGACACGGCGGCUCUCCUGUUCAUGGUGGGCGCGCUGGUCCCCUUCAACAUCAUCCUGGACGUCAUCGCCAAAAGCCACGCCGAGAGGCCCAUGCUGUUCUCGGAGCUGGAGGACGGGCUCUACACGGCAGGCCCCUACUUCUUCGCCAAGGUCCUGGGGGAGCUGCCCCUGUACGGCGCCUACAUCCUGGUCUACGGGCUGCCCACCUACUGGCUGGCAGGCCUGCGCCCGGCCCCGCAGCCCUUCCUGCUCCACCUGCUGCUCCUGGGCCUCGUGCUGCUCUGCUGCCGCGCCAUGGCGCUGGCCACGGCCGCGCUGCUGCCCACGCUGCACCUGUCCUCCUUCUGCGGCAACGCGCUCUACAACUCCUUCUACCUCACCGGCGGCUUCAUGAUCCAGCUCAGCAACCUGUGGACAGUGCCCGCGUGGGUAUCGUACGUGUCCUUCCUGCGCUGGUGCUUCCAAGGGCUGAUGCAGAUCCACUUCACGGGCCAGACCUUCCCCCUGCACGUGGGGAACAUCACAGUGUCCAUCCCCGGAGACUGGGUCCUGCGCUCCAUGGGCCUGGACACGCACCCACUCUUCGUCGCCUUCCUCACGCUGCUGGCCAUCACCACCGGGUUCCUGGGCCUCUACUACGUGGCCCUGCGCUGCGUCAGGCAGACGCCGAGCCAGGACUGGUGAUGCCGUGGCCAGCCACAGGGGGGCAGCAGAGCGCCAACGGUGGAGGGACCCCAGGAGAAGCUGCUGGGCGGGGGUUCGCCCUGGGGCAGCCCCGACAGAGACAGUU
This is a messenger RNA of Sorex araneus (European shrew), 2071 nucleotides long. RefSeq names its product ATP binding cassette subfamily G member 8 (gene ABCG8). Bases 1 to 1965 code for a protein of 654 amino acids. Gene Ontology annotation, cellular component: plasma membrane. The transcript is spliced from 13 exons. The record is from RefSeq and is a predicted model, not a curated record. Gene Ontology annotation, biological process: cholesterol homeostasis. NCBI's taxonomy places the organism in Eukaryota, Metazoa, Chordata, Mammalia, Eulipotyphla, Soricidae. Gene Ontology annotation, molecular function: ABC-type transporter activity; ATP hydrolysis activity; ATP binding.